This is a messenger RNA of Manihot esculenta (cassava), 1862 nucleotides long. RefSeq lists its product as uncharacterized. The record is from RefSeq and is a predicted model, not a curated record. NCBI's taxonomy places the organism in Eukaryota, Viridiplantae, Streptophyta, Magnoliopsida, Malpighiales, Euphorbiaceae. The transcript has a single exon. Bases 390 to 1031 code for a protein of 213 amino acids.
UCUCUCUUUCUAUUUUUCUCAGACUUUUUUUUUCUAUAUUCAAUCUUCAAUCUCAUAUUUAUAUACCACCAAAUAAAAUCAAGAAUCUAUCAAAAUCCAAACUGAUUAUUAAAUUUUAUUUUAUUUUUUGCAAUUACAAUAAUCUUGCAAUAAAAUCUCUUCUGGUCACUUUCCAUCCCCACCAUCUUCUUCUUCCUCGCUUUGCCUCCACCUCUUCCCUUUCCCAGCCUCUUUUGAGGCUGGGUUUCCGCCGUGUUCUUCCCCACCUCCACCGCCGUCGUCUUAUUUUGCUCUAUCACUAACAGGAGAAGAAUGGUUUGUAGAUCUGCCUUGUUCUCGUUUUGCAUCGGAUUUGAUUGAUUCUUUUUUUUUUUUUAUUUUCUUUAGUCAUGCACGUAAACCCAUCAAGUUUCCCCCAGAUCGAGAGAAAAUCUUCAUUUCCUCCACAUUCACCAUUUGUUAAUACCAUGAUUUUUGAAAUUGAAAACUCCGGCGCCGCCGUUGCUGCCCCACCUGCCCCCGCCACGAAGCAAGCUUUCAAGUCUCGCAAGAUACAUAUCCAUCCACCGCCACCUUCUUCUGCCUCCUUAAACAAGGGAAAUCGUCCACUUCAUCGACACACACGUUCCGCUUCCACCGACUCAUUUCCCAGCGGCCGUUUCGCUGAACUAGCCGGAGGUACGACAGCCGAGUGUGCCUCCAUAUGCUGCUGUUGUCCAUAUACGUUAGUAAACCUUGUAUAUCUAACUGUCUACAAAGUUCCUGCUGGUCUCUGCCGCCGCGCUUUGAGGAGGAAGCGUAUGAAGGAGCUAAUCAAGAAAGGGUUGCUGCCGGUGAGGGCAAAGAGGUGCCGCUGCGUGUUUGAUGAUUCCGACAUACUAAUUCAUCCGUCGACGGGUCUCCAUGAUCUUCUCGACGUCAGGUCAGAUUCCGAGGCGGAGGAGGAGGAGGAAGCAAUUGAGAAGCUAGAGAAGGAGAUGUGGGAGAAUUUUUACAGUACUGGUUUCUGGAGAAGUCCAUCUCAAAAAUGAGAUUCCUUGAAUCAGAAUUCACAGAGAAUCACCAUACGUUAAACAGUUAUAGAUUAAGUUUCCGGCAAAAUUCUUGAUUAAACUCGAUUCGAUUCAUCGACAAUUCAAGACAAAAUAAGCUAGAUCCAUAUAUUUAUAUUUUUAAUCCAUCAUAAAUCGGAUAGAAGUAAGAAUUAAGAAUUAAGAAUUAUCUUACUUCAAAUGGGUAAAAAUUUAACUUUUUUUUUCUUUUUUCUUUUUGGCUUGUUGUUUAUAUUUUCCUUGUUUGUUUUUUUUGAAAAUUUCCCUCAUUUUCUUGUCAAUGUUGUUUGGUUGGAAAGAAAAGGAGAGUUGAAAGGGUUUUUGUGUUUUCUUUCUUAAAUUUUAGUGCUAUAAUUUAUGAGUUGAUGAAGCUACUGGAGAAAAUAAUCCAUGCUUAGUGGAUGUAAUGUAGAUUGUAUUACUGUAAGAUUGAGUUUGCUUUGUAAUUAAUUAGUGUGAAAUUUUUGAAUGGAAACACACAUAAAAAAAAUACAAAUCUUAUAUUAUAAUGAUUUUGUGAUUUUGCUCCUUCUUUUUUUAUAUUUAAUGUGAUUUUUUUUUUAAAAAAAAAUCAUUAAUUGAAAUGUCAAAAUAUUGGUUAGAAUUAUGAACAGGUAGUUGAACUGUUUAUGUCGUUUCUUCUCGUCUUUUUCUAAACCACAGCCACAGCUCCUCAACUUAGCUACUUUUCCUUUUGACAUCUUCCUCAAACAGAAAAUGGAUCAUUUGCAACAUAAGAGUUGGGAAACGACAAGCCGUCUGAAUUUGAUACCUAUAAAAAACUACAGCCCUUUAAGCGAGUUGUUUAUU